Molecule: messenger RNA, 4602 nt
Organism: Salvelinus fontinalis (brook trout)
Lineage: Eukaryota; Metazoa; Chordata; Actinopteri; Salmoniformes; Salmonidae
Gene: kbtbd3
Product: kelch repeat and BTB (POZ) domain containing 3
Exons: 10
Coding region: 566-2434 (622 amino acids)
Molecular function (GO): protein binding
Source: RefSeq, a predicted model, not a curated record
UUGCUUCGCUCUUCCGGUAGGUAGAGAGCUGUCCGUGGUGCUGAAACCGUUAUUAGCACACGCACAACAUUGUUUACAAACAUCGGAUCUGAUCAGCUCAUCAAAUCGAUAUUUGUUUUUCCCGAGCUAGUGCUAGUCCAAUACUUUAUUAUGAACAGUUAGCGAACUAAUAGUCUGCUUUGUGAUUCACUUUAUAUAUGAUACUAAACAAGGCACGGAAGCAAUGUUACUGAACUGCUUUGGGACAAAUAAUAAUUCACAUGUAGACACCUCCUCCGUGCGUUUACAGACAGUCGAGAUAUAAUAAGGUAGACUGCAUGCAAAUGUUUUUCUUAACCCUCUCCCUCUGUCAAUCAUCCAUCUCUUUCCCUGACUCCUAAACUGUCUUACCAGCUCCACAGUAAUGAUCGAUAGACAGACUACUAGGCUAUAGAGCUUGCACAGGCCCCAUAUGGAAAAUAAUCAUGAAAAUCAAAUAAGAAUAUUGUAAAGCAGAAGAACAUUAUUUGUACAAACAUCUAAGAAGUAAUCUAACAAGGAUCUGGUAAAAUACUCUGGAGUGAUCAUGGACCCACGGUCUGAGGGAUCCGACCCCCGGUCCGAGGGAACUGACUACGUUCCCAACAGUAUUCCCUAUGUUCCGGAGCACAGGUCUGAGCUGUGUGUGUCAGAGGCUCACAGCCAGCAGCUACUGGGCAUGCUCAGAUCGUUCAGAGAGCGAGGCCUACUGUUUGACUUCACUAUAACAGUCCAGGACCAGACCUUCCCCUGUCAUCGCUGUGUCCUGGCAGCUUGUAGCGACUUCUUCAGGGCCAUGUUUGAGUUGGACAUGCGUGAGUGUGGUGAUAGGAUGGUAACCCUGAGUAACCAGUCCCCAGAAGCCGUGCGCUGCUUCCUGGACUUCUGUUACUCUGGAGAGAUGGUCGUCACCCACGAAAACGUAGACCUGCUGUUCCAGCUCGCCUCUUUCCUACAGGUGUCUGUGCUCUUCAGAGCAUGCAGUGACUUCCUGAUCGGAACCCUGGAGCUCUCCAACUGCCUGAUGCUAUUGGCCCUCGCCGAGGGAUAUGGCUCCGCCUCCCUCCUCCAGCAGGCCAAAGAGUUUGUAGUUCAAAACUUCCACAACCUCUCAAUGACUCCAGACUUCCUGGAUAUGCCGUUGGGCGUGCUCGAGGUAUGUCUGGGGUCGGACAGUCUCAGCGUGCCCAGUGAGGAGGUGGCGGUGAGGUCAUCCCUGAGGUGGACAAGUCACGACCUCCAGACCAGACAGAGGCUGUUGCCACGGCUACUAGCACUGCUACGGCUACAUCACGUACCCACACACACCCUGCAGGCCCUGGCCCGGACUGAGAAUCUCCUCUCAGGGGACCAACUCUGUGUUAGUCUGGUCAGUGAUGCAGUGAGUAGACAGACACAGCUCAGUGGUCUACUGCCAGACGCCAGACCAGCUACCACACAGUCUUACAUCUACAUCCACAAGACAGAGGAGAACGGAGAGAUACACCACAGCUUCUGUUACUGCCUGGACACAGACCAAUGGAGAGAGCUACCUCAGGGCCAGGGGGCGGGUUUUAGUAUGACCCCUGACCCCUCAGGCUCUUCCCUCACCAGCUACGCCGAGAAGUUGUUUGUGACAGGUGGUUGUCGGGGCAACUGUUGCCGCACAGUGCGUCUUCACGUGGCAGAGCCGUUCCAUGAUGCGACAGCGGAGGUUUGGUGCUACUGCCCAGUCACACACACCUGCACCCCUGCCCCGGACAUGGGGAAACCCCGUACCAUGCACACAGCCGUCACAACCCUGGACAGACUGUAUGUGCUAGGAGGGAGGACCAGAGGAGAAAGGGAGGGAGCGCCUAGCCUAAUGGAGGUGGAGUACUACGACCCCCUGGCCAAAACCUGGACCUCCGUCAGCCCUCUGCCCACUGCUAUCUACUACCCAGAAGCCAGUGCGUGCGGCAGCAUCAUCUACACAUUGGGUUCGUCAGUGGAGAUAUCGGACUCCUUCAACCCUUCGCUGGACUGUUUCCUGCGCUACGAUGCUGUUUCUGACCAGUGGAGCCACCUGGUGGCAGAGUUUGGUCAGUUUUUCCACGCCACCUUGGUCAAGGCUGUGUCCGUCAACAACACUCUACACCUCUGUGACUUGUCUACGUAUAAGGUGUACAGUUUCUGUCCAGAGACGUGUGUGUGGCAAGGGGAGGGGUCGUUCGAGUGUGCCGGGUUCAACGCAGGCUCCGUGGGCGUGGCCAACCGAAUCUACAUCCUGGGAGGAGACUACUCACCUGAUGAGAUCACUGACGAAGUCCAAGUGUACCACAGUGGGCGGGGCCAGUGGGAGGAAGUGACACCAAUGCCACGCCCCCUGACAGAGUUUCACUGUCAGGUCAUCAGCUUCAACAGAUACAGAGACCCCUGGGGAGGAAGGGACACGUAACACACACACACUACCUGGGGACUAAAAGCUGCACUCUGCAUCAAUGAAAUAAUUUAUGUUUUGUCAUACCUCAAGUAUUUAUUAGUUUUAUCACAUUUUAUGUUAUAUAUUUAUUUAUAAACUGGGUGGUCGUGCCCUGAAUGUUGAUUGUCUGACAGCCAUGGUAUAUCAGACCUUAUACCAUGAGUAUGACAAAACAUGUAUUUUUACUGCUCUAAUUUCAUUGGUAACUAGUUUAUAAUAGCAAUAAGGCACCUCAGGGGUUUGUGGUAUAUGGCCAAUAUACCAUGGCCAAGGGCUGUAUCUCCGCGUUGCACCUUGCCUAAGAACAGCCCGUAGCCAUUGUAUAUUGGCCAUAUACCACAACCCCUCGUGCCUUAUCAAAUCAAAUUUAUUUAUAUAGCCCUUCUUACAUCAGCUGAUAUCUCAAAGUGCUGUACAGAAACCCAGCCUAAAACCCCAAACAGCAAGCAAUGCAGGUGUAGAAGCACGGUGGCUAGGAGAAACUCCCUAGAAAGGCCAAAACCUAGGAAGAAACCUGGAGAGGAACCAGGCUAUGAGGGGUGGCCACUCCUCUUUUGGCUGUGCCGGGUGGAGAUUAUAACAGAACAUGGCCAAGAUGUUCAAAUGUUCAUAAAUUACCAGCAUGGUCAAAUAAUAAUAAUCACAGUAGUUGUCGAGGGUGCAGCAAGUCAGCACCUCAGGAGUAAAUGUCAGUUGGCUUUUCAUAGCCGAUCAUUAAGAGUAUCUCUACCGCUCCUGCUGUCUCUAGAGAGUUGAAAACAACAGGUCUGGGACAGGUAGCACGUCCGGUGAACAGGUUAGGGUUCCAUAGCCGCAGGUAGAACAGUUGAAACUGGAGCAGCAGCACGGCCAGGUGGACUGGGGACAGCAAGGAGUCAUCAUGCCAGGUAGUCCUAAGGCAUGGUCCUAGGGCUCAUGUCCUCCGAGAGAGAGAAAGAAAGAGAGAAAGAGAGAAUUAGAGAGAGCAUACUUAAAUUCACACAGGACACCGGACAAGACAGGAGAAGUACUCCAGAUAUAACAAACUGACCCUAGCCCCCCGACAUUGGUCACAUACACAUAUUUAGCAGAUAUUAUUGUGGGUGUAGCGAAAUACUUGUGCUCCUAGCUCCAACAGUGCAGUAUUAUCUAACAAUUCACAACAAUACAUACAAGUCUAAAAGUAAAAGAAUGGAAUUAAGAAAUAUAUAAUUAGGACAAGCAAUGUCUUUGUGGCAUUGACUAAAAUACAGUAGAAUAGAAUACAGUAUAUACAUAUGAAAUGAGUAAAGCAGUAUGUAAACUUUAUUAAAUUGACUAGUGUUACAUUAUUAAAGUGACCAGUGAUUCCAUGUCUAUGUAUAUAGGGCAACAGCCUCUAAGGUGCAGGGUUGAGUAACUGGGUGGUAGACGGCUAGUGAUGGCUAUUUAACAGUCUGAUGGCCUUGAGAUAGAAGCUGUUUUUCAGUCUCUCGGUCCCAGCUUUGAUGCACCUGUACUGGCCUCACCUUCUGGAUGGAAGCGGGAUGAACAGGCCGUGGCUCGGGUGGUUGAUGUCCUUGUUGAUCUUUUUGGCCUUCCUGUUACAUUGGGUUGGGUGGUGUAGGUGUCCUGGAGGGCAGGCAGUGUGCCACCGUUGAUGCAUUGGGCAGACUGCACCACCCUCUGGAGAGCCCUGCGGUUGCGGGCAGUGCAGUUGCCGUACCAGGCGGUGAUACAGCCCGACAGGAUGCUCUCAAUUGUGCAUCUGUAGAAGUUUGUGAGGGUCUUAGGGGCCAAACCAAAUUGCUUCAGCCUCCUGAGGUUGAAGAGGCGCUGUUGCGCCUUCUUCACUACACUGUCUGUGUGGGUGGACUAUUUCAGAUUGUCAGUGAUGUGUACGCAGAGGAACUUGAAGCUUUUCACUGUCAUCCACUGCGGUCCCGUCGAAGUGGAAAGGGGCAUGCUCCCUCUGCUGUUUCCUGCUUAAUUUAAACAUUUUCUAUUCCCAAGAAUGCUAUUUGGGUUCAAAGCUACAGUAGAGGUUUCUGAGUCUACUGGCCCACAGACUUAUCUUUGUUGUUUCUGGACAUGUCUGAUUACCUGACUAAGGCUGUUGCAGCUGACAUGUCAUCUAUUGUGGUGCCAGAUCUAUUAAAGAACUUUGUAACUGCGUUUUUCCUGUG